AUGGCAGGCGGUGGCCGCGCCAACGAAAUUCCUUUACUGCGCAUUCCGCAAGUACGGUUCGGAGACUGUGAAGCCAGCGAAGCGCCAGAAAGUGUGGAGCAGCGCUGGGCAGAGGAGGAGCGGAAGCGUUUCGCCCUUGGCGCCGCACCAUCUAUGGGCCGUUGGUGCCGCCAUCCUUGGUGCCAGGCGCAGGUCAAGGUGGAGGAUCAGCUUGGGCCAACGCCACGAAAAACCACUCGUCGCCCAGGGGAGGUGCACUGGGAGAUGACGGACUUUUCCGUCACUACGCAGAGCACACCGCAAAGCACGCCAGGUGUGCCCUUUAAGCCGCAGUCUGGUGUUGAAAACCGACGCCAAGUCAUACUGCAAGUCCAUGUUCCUGGCAACCUGGUUCCAUCCGAAGAUGCGUAUCAGAGUGCCAUCCAGGGUCAGAGAAUUCUGGAGGACGGGGCGAGAAAGAAUUGCAGGAAUCCUGCAGAUGACACCCCAGGAAAUCCGGAUGCGAAGCUGCAUUUACCGGUGAAAAGUGAAAAAAAUGCGCAUACGGCGGCCCGAUUUUCGGCUGCCAGUCCGCUCGAGGGCAGAGGGAGUUCCGUGAAUGCCAAAGCUUUCAUGCACAGCAGACACGGCCAUCAAAACUGCAGCUUCUUCGGACACCAUGGCGAGACGUUUGAAGAAAUUCUGGGAUCCUGUCAGCCCCGAGGACCUGGGCCUUUGCAAAAAGCAAUGUUCCUGAGAGCAGCAGCUUGCCUUGGAGUGGGUUGCCGCUGGUCCCUUUCUACUCUGACAGCACGGCCAUGCGCCCGGUCCUACAGCGCUGGCAGUGGUUCCAUUGUGGAAGCCGAAAGCUUGGCCAAGGGAAAGAGCCUUCAUGCUUUUGAGGUGAGCGUGCGACAAUCACAGAUCGCUCCAGAUUGUGGCAAGGGAGUGUUUGUUUCUGCUUCUGACGCGCCUGUUGGCGCUUUGGUGGCCCUCUAUGCGGGUGUUUGGUUUCCGAACGUUCCAAGGGCCCAUUUCUUGGACGAUGACAUAUGUUCUUGGGUGACUGUGAUGGACCUUCACGGCCCAGAAGCGGUGGAUCCUGAGUUAGCUGGAUGUGAAGUUGCAGAUGUGGCAUCUCAGCGCGUAGCUUACCGACUCUUCUGCGACGGUGGCAUCCUAGAUGGAUUUCAAGCUGAGCGACGCGUGCGUCGAGCUGGGCUCCAAAGUCCUUUCGCUGUUGGGCAGCUGGUGAACCAUCCGCCCCAGGGCAUCGAAGCAAAUGUUCAGAUUCUGGAAAUCAGUGAGCCCCUGGACGAGACGUGGGCGGUGAGUCGGCUGCACCAGGGUCUCUGGUAUCUGGAUCGCACCUGGAGUCCUGUGAACGUGCCACAGGGCAGGGCGCAUGGCGCAAUGCGAGCUCCAACCGUGGCCAUGGAGGCGCUUCGUGAGUUGCGUGUGGGAGAGGAGCUGUUCUUAGACUACAAACUGCGGCCGCCACAUCCUCCCUGGUAUACGCCGAGAUGACAAGGCCGUUAAACUUCCAGAGCAUGUUGGGCAAUUUGCUGUACUACCUGGAGGAAGAGGAAGAAGAAGACCGGAUGAAGCAAAUGAUCAAAUGCGCGCCAGAGGAUUUGCUCUCUGAGAUGGCUGUCCAAGCUGGACAAGACUAGGCCCUAGGUGUUGCUCUGUUCACUUCAUCUGCCAGGGUUCCUCCACCCCGUAAAUUAUAGCCACAAGUGAGAGG
This is a messenger RNA of Cladocopium goreaui, 1726 nucleotides long. The record is from the annotation of a GenBank genome assembly. NCBI's taxonomy places the organism in Eukaryota, Dinophyceae, Suessiales, Symbiodiniaceae.